AUGACUGAUAAUAAUAUUGAACCUUCUGAUCCAUUACGACAAAUAUUUCGAAGUCAAAGUGCUGUCCCGAGACCUCGUACUACAGCGCGUAGUAAAUAUUAUGAUUAUUUGAAGAAAUUACAAGAAAAAAAUAAAAUCAGUAAAGAAUAUCGUGAUCAACAUAAAUCAAAUGAUGAUUAUUUAAAACAACGUGAAAGUGGUUUUCAAUUGUAUGUAAACGGAGUUCAUAAUGCUCCACCUCGUCGAGCAUCUUCUGCGAUGCGUAACAGAAUCGAUGAUUCAUCUAAUCGAACUCAAACGCCGGCACUGUUCCUAUCAAAUUUUACAUCUCCGACUUUAUCAAAAACACCUAAUCGAUCAAAUUCACGUCGUCGUCAUUGGAUAUCAACAGCACAAACAACAAUUAAAACUGGCGACGGUUCCAUAGUAGCUGAUAUUAAUUCUCAACAUAAAAUUGAAUUUGAUCCAAGCCAACGGCAAUCUCCUGCUACUAACAAUCAAACCACCUAUCGGCUAAAAUCAUCAGUCAGCGUCGAUCAAAGUUGGAUGCCGGAUUGGUUCAAAAAUAAUAAUAAUAAAUCACCUGUAAAAUCAAAUGAAGAUGACAGUCUUUCUUUAUCUCUUGAUGAUAUACCAACGGGCACUCAACAACAAACCUAUCGUCUACCGACAGCGGUUGGAGCCCGUCUUGCUGGAGGCGAUUUGAUGAAGAGUAGUAGUACACAUGCAACUGGCCAACGCUCGCAUACGAGUGGACCCUCAAAAACUGUUGACAGUCUUGAUCUGGAAAAUUUUUUACAGCCAAAAGAAGUUCAUAUUGGAUCUGAUAGUAACGAUCAAAAAUCUUCACACCCACAACAAUCGUCAAAUAAACGAAAUCCGUUUCGAGAUAAUGCUUCUAAUGAUCGUCCAGCAGAUUGGCUUGAAAGAUCAAUUACUCAAAUUGAUCUCUUCAGUCGACGGCAUCGUGGAAUGCUUGAAAAUGAACAAGCUGACGAAUAUUUGCCAAGCGGAGCAGCAAAGCCCGAUAAUGAAAAUGACGAAGAACAAUUUUCUAUUCCUGAAUUACCUCAUGGCGAACAAUUAGUUUUCACUUUGAAAACAACUUGGGGCGAUCGUCACUAUGUUGGUUUAAAUGGUAUUGAAAUUUUUUCUGCAGAAGGUCAUCCAAUAGCAAUUAAAAAGAUCGCAGCAGAUCCACCCGAUAUAAAUAUUCUACCUGAAUAUGGUAAUGAUCCACGCGUAGUAAAAAAUCUUAUUGAUGGAGUAAAUAAAACUCGCGAUGAUAUUCAUAUGUGGCUUGCACCAUUUACAGCUGGGAAAAAUCAUUUUAUUUAUAUUACAUUUGAACAUCCAACUAGAAUUGCCAUGAUUAGAAUAUGGAAUUACAAUAAAAAUCGUAUUCACUCAACACGUGGUGCAAAAGAUGUAGAUAUAUUACUCGAUGGUCGCGUCAUCUUCAAAGGAGAAAUUAGUCAAGCUUGCGGAAAUAUUAUUGCUACUAACGAUCCAUCAUCUUAUGGAGAAACUAUUUUAUUUACGACUGACGAUCAUAUUCUUGAAAAAAUAUCAACUUAUGAUGAGAUGUAUGUCGAUCAAGAAACGACUCAAGACGAUGAUGAAAAUAUGAAAACAGCUACGAACCAAUCGAUCAUGAAGGGAACUGAUGUUCGACCAAUGACACGUGCUACGUUACGGCGCCCUUUUACAGCGAUGCGUUCAUCAGCUAGUAAUCAAGUAGCGGAAUUUUACGGGAAAAAAUUAAUUUUAACCAUAACAGAAACAUGGGGCUACGAAGAUUUUUGUGGUUUAACUGGUGUGGAAGUUGUAGAUGUUAACGAUGCUGACUGUGUUAUACAAUCAUUCGAUGCUCGUCCUCGUGACAUAACUGUACUUCCGGAUUGUAAAAAUGAUGUUCAAACACUUGAUAAAUUAUUCGAUGGUGAGAAUCUGACAUGUAGCGACAAUCAUAUGUGGCUGUGUCCAUUCAAUAAGAAGGAUAAAGUUCGAAUUAUAAUAACAUUAAGCGUAUCGAAAAGGUUGCAUGGCUUACGCAUAUGGAAUUAUAAUAAAUCAUCCGAAGAUACUUAUCGAGGGAUUAAACGACUUCAUGUACAAUUAAAUGAUAAAAUCAUUUCACCGCGACAAGGCUUUCUAUUACGGCGUGCCCCUGGUCACUGUUAUUUUGAUUUUGUACAAGAAAUUGUAUUUGCUCACGGAAAAGCCAUGAGUGAAGACGAUCAGCGACGCAAACAAAACAAGGAAACAUCAGGCAGUAGUCGUGAUGGUGCUUCAGAUAUUUCAAUGCCAAAUGGAUUUAUCUAUGAAUUUCAACUCCAUUCAACACAUGGUGAUGCUUAUUAUAUCGGACUGAAUGGUUUAGAAUUCUAUAAUGAAAACGGUGAACAGAUUGGUUUAGUUGAGCAAAAUAUUGCUGCGUGUCCACAUAGUGUAAAUACACUCAAUCCAGGUACGGACGAUGAUGUUCGUACACCUGACAAGUUAAUCGACGGUGAAAAUAAUGAUGCCGAUGGUACACAUUCUUGGGUUGCACCUAUUUUACCAAAUGUGAUCAAUCGAGUUUUUGUUAUAUUCGAUCGGCCGACAUCUGUAUCUAUGAUAAAAAUAUGGAAUUACGCUAAAACACCCAAUCGUGGUGUGCGAGAAUUUUCUUUACUUGUCGACGAUUUACUUGUUUGGACCGGUAUAUUAGAUAAAAUGAGUGAUAACGAAAAACAUAAACAACAAGUACCCUUUAAUACGAUUCUAUUUUCCGACGAAACGAUGCUUACAGAUCAUGAAAAGCAAACAGUUUUAGAAAAUAAAACGUCAUCUGAUAAUGCAUCCGGUCAUAUAUCAAAUAAACACGAAGCUGUUGAUUACUCCAAACGACCAACGACCUCAGUUCCACGAAUGCAAAGAAAGCGCUAA
Molecule: messenger RNA, 2931 nt
Organism: Rotaria socialis
Lineage: Eukaryota; Metazoa; Rotifera; Eurotatoria; Philodinida; Philodinidae
Source: the annotation of a GenBank genome assembly